UACAAAUGAGCGAAAUAUUAAAAGCUUCAGCAAAAAUGAAUUAAUUUGAACGAAUUCGAUAGAACUCUUGCGGUAGUGCCAGUUGGACUUUUUGUGUAGGUGAAGGGCUGUUCAUUGGUGUAAUUUUUAGGGUUAGUGUUACGGCUUCCCUCUAUGGGGCCCCACUCUUCGUUACGUCCAUUGUAGAUUAUCAAGGAUCAUUGCAAAGGUAUUCAGAGACAACGAGAGACAAAAUGAGAAAUAGUACAACUUAAUUAGUCUCUGUCACUUAUUAGGAUAAAUUGUGGGACUUAACUCAAAGAACACAACGAAUAUGGCGGAUGGAAUGUGUGCCAAGUGUUCCAGAUACCUGCUGGUGGUCUUCAACUUCUUCUUCUGGGUAUCUGGAUGUGGCUUGCUUGGAAUCGGGAUCUGGAUAUGUGUGGACGACAGAAUUGAGGAGUUUCUUAAAAACGCCAGCAUUGGAUUUCCUCUGGACUGGAUAUAUGUUUUUGCUUACGUCACAAUUGGUGUGGGUGGAUUCAUAUUUAUCACUGGUUUCUGUGGUUGCUGUGGGGCCGUGCGGGAAAGCGCCUGGAUGUUAGCGGGGUAUAUAGGCUGUGUAGUAAUAAUUUUGGUUGCUGAGCUGGUUAUAGGGGUGUACAUUGCAGUGGAACGAAAAAAUUUGGAAGGAAUGCUUAAAACUGAGCUGACACGACUUGUGAAUGAAUAUCCCACCCACAACAACAACGUCACAAUGGACUUCAUUCAGAAAAACUUUGACUGUUGUGGUGCAAGGAACUUUUCAGACUACAAGGAAUCAAAACUUAACAACGGAACAACUACACUCUCCCCAUGGAUAGUUCCGAAUAGUUGUUGUAAAACAGAGAACACAGUUCAGUGCUACAGUGAGGCCAGAAAUCUGGGACCUACGUAUACAGAAAUUAGGAGUCGGAGCUGCUUUGACAACAUUAUUGACUUUCUAUAUGAGAAUGUGGUUAUUUUAAUAUCAGUGGCUGUGGGCGUUGCCGUGGCAGAGAUCCUAGGAGUAAUUUGUGCCGUCAUACUAUGUCAAAACAGAACGGAAUACUGGGAUUGGGACUGAGACUUCCGGUCACUGACGAGUUUUCGUCGGAAUAGCUUCAGAUGAUAUGUCUCAAUAUGUUGUGUAGAGGCAAUUCGUAUCUCGUAUGUGGGACCACUACAAAAACUAGUCUAUUGUUUAUUUAUGUUUCUAUAUCAAUCAUGUGAAAUAGUGACGUCAUUAAUUGUACUGUUUGGGGAUUAGACGUGAUACUAAGUAUUUUAGUUCGAAAUAUAAGUUACGUGUUUUCUUUAUUUGCAGUUUUCAUGCAAGGAAAUCAUUAUCAAUAUUCAAACAACUUUUUGAAUUUUUUUUUAAAUAUAAUCAUUAACUGAUUAUGCAAAAUAAUGAUAUAUCAUCUAUUGAAUUAGGGAAUAAAUUAUAUCCAUCAAGUGUUCAAAAGUAACUGGCGUUAUUUUCAAUAGGACCCAAGUCUUUCAUUUUCAUGUUUUUAAAAAAAAUAUUUUAUUACGCACAUUGUUUCUAUGAUGCACAUAACAUUUAUGAUUACGUUAUUCUGAUAACUGCAUCACUAUAACGGCUAUGAUUCCUUAUCAAGUUCUUGACAACCCCAUUCUGUACGAUUGCUCUUUGUUAAAUGUUUCCUCGUUUGUUGACUAUUAUCAAUAAUGAGAAAAAAAUUAAAAACAUUAUAAAUAAUUAAAGUAG
This is a messenger RNA of Magallana angulata, 1732 nucleotides long. Its product is annotated as tetraspanin-9-like. Lineage: Eukaryota; Metazoa; Mollusca; Bivalvia; Ostreida; Ostreidae. The coding region runs from base 314 to 1084 and encodes 256 amino acids. The transcript has 9 exons. The record is from RefSeq and is a predicted model, not a curated record. Gene Ontology annotation, cellular component: membrane.